Emiliania huxleyi CCMP1516 is the source of this 497-nucleotide messenger RNA. RefSeq lists its product as hypothetical. NCBI's taxonomy places the organism in Eukaryota, Haptophyta, Isochrysidales, Noelaerhabdaceae. The record is from RefSeq and is a predicted model, not a curated record. The coding region runs from base 45 to 497 and encodes 150 amino acids. The transcript is spliced from 2 exons.
UCAGGAGCCCCCUCUUUUCGCGCGACCUGAAGCGUGCACGCGAGAUGAUGGACGGGCGGGCUCCCCCGUACCACGGCCCUGGCUCCGGACGGAUCGACGACGACGUGCAGCUUGGGUACUGGAUGGCGCAGCUGCCGCACCUGCGCGUGGUUGGCUUCCGGCGGUACAUGGCGUGGCACGACCGCUGGAAGGCGGGCGUGACCGGCUACCUGCCAAGGCUGCUGCAGGCGCACAAGGUGCCGUGGGACAAGCAACGCACCCUCUGCAACCAGACCCGCGCGGUGUGGUCGAAAGCGCGCCGCGCCUCCGUCUCGCUGCACUGCGACAGCAGCCCGCCCUGCCGGGACUGCGCACACGUGCCCACUCAGAAGGCGUGCGCGAUCGACGUCGCGCUGGACCUCGGGCCGAGCUGGAGACCGCCGCCCACGUGCGCGCCCGUCUGCAACUUCAAAAAGGGGUCCGAGCCGCAGCUGCCCGGGCAGUGCUGGGCCCCGUGA